AUGGCUCGCUCACAAAAGCUAAAAUCAGCGGCAGCGACUGGAAAAACUCAUUUGGCAGUGCAAGAAAAUGCACCAGCUGAAAUCUCAACAACCUGUUUGACUUGGACCCAUUGGACCAAAGAUCACACCUCAAGCCUGAUCAAGUUUCUGGCUUCACAUAGAUCAGAGGCUGGUGAUGGAAUGAACUUCAAGAUUGGAGUCUUUCAAGCUGUGACUGCUCAUUUCCUUGAGCCCCCCAAAGGAGUUCCGAAGGAAGGAUGGGUGCCACCUGUUGCAAGAGAUUCUCGUGCUUGCAAGAACAAGUGGGCUGCACACAAGAUCAUUCUUGAUAUCAAGGCUCAGUCUGGCUUUUCUUGGGACAACGAGCUUGGUGCUGGCAUUGACAGUACAUCAGAGGCAGUAUGGGCUGCAUAUGUCAAGAAGCGCCCUGAUGCUGCACCAUUUUGCAACAGGGGAUGGCCACACUUUGACGAAAUCAAUGAUCUUUUGUCCACCACUGCUUCGAAAGGAACUCAUGCAUUUCACGCAGCACUGGAGGAGUCCCGCGAGCAGUCACCUGAUCUUGAUUUUCUGAAUGAAGAGGGUCUUCUGCAGCCUGAGCCUGAGCAUGCCAAGAAUUUGUCUCAAGAUGUUCAGGACACUCUAGAUGAGAGUGGGGAUGACGAAGACUUUAUCCCUUGGGAAAAAACUCCACCCCGUCAAAGUCACACUCCGGCUCCCCUUCUGAAUUCGACUUCGGGUCCAGCAUCAAAGAGGCAUCGUGCGAGUGGUGCCGCAGCACUGUUUGCUAUUGCUGACCAGUUUUCGGACUUCACUGAUGCAUUUCACUCAAGUUCUCAAGCCCAGCCAUCUUCUCUCACUCCAUCACCAAUUCAAAGGCAAUGUGCCAUGCAGCAUGCCCAGAAUGUUGAGACCCAUCUCACUGGUGAUGAAAUGGCUGCUCUCAUUGAAGCCUUCCAGACUGAUUUCAUCAACCGAAAAAUCACGCAGAUCAAUAGUCGAUAA
Molecule: messenger RNA, 1005 nt
Organism: Suillus paluster
Lineage: Eukaryota; Fungi; Basidiomycota; Agaricomycetes; Boletales; Suillaceae
Exons: 5
Coding region: 1-1005 (334 amino acids)
Source: RefSeq, a predicted model, not a curated record